AGGAAGCAAAGAGGGCCAGCUCCCGCGAUGGGUUAAGGUGGCUUCCGUGUUAGCUCCCUUUUGUUAACAGGUGAUUCCUAUUAUGUAGAGGACGUUUAAUCUCUCGUUCGCUUGUUGUUUGUUGUUGCUACUAUAAAAGAACUUUGGAAAGAAGAUUCUUCUCUUGCUUUCGGCGAGUUUUUUUGGCGUGAUCAGAAUUUCAAGGUUGAUUUCUCAACAGAUGGCAAAUAUUUAAGACUGUGCAUUUGAAAUACUAAUCAAUUAAGUGGAGAAAAAUUUUGCUCGGCUGAAUGAACUUCAUAUUCUAGAAAUUUAGAAGAGUUGGUUUGGAACCCACAGAAGACAGAGUUCAAAUAAUUCGAUGACGUAACCAGCGAAAAAUAUUGGAAUUCAGUAAAAUUCAUGAAGGAUCUCUAGCGUUACAUCUGCACAAACACGUUCAGUAAGAAGGUGAGAUGUGAUAAAUUUCUCAAGAUGGAAUUCUGAAAAGUUUUGGGAAUAUAAAAUCCUUUUGGUGAAUGAGAUUUUUGACACCAAGGAAUCUUUCGAUUUUACUUGGAAAAUAUAGAGACGGAAAAAAUCAUAACUGUUAAAAACCUUCUUCGAGAUAUUAGGGAUUGCUAUGUGGCUCCUUGGAUACGAAACUAGUGACGUCAAUUCCACAUUAAUGGAGCAAGAAAACAAUGACACUUAUACUUCUGGUUUUGAUCUUUCCGUCAACGUCAGCUCACUGAAUUUCAAUAUGUCUAACGAGACAAUAUCUGGAUUUACAGUGGUUACUCAUGGCAAUGAUUCUGCAAUAGAUUUGGAUAGCUCUCUCCUGGGAGUGACUGUGCCACAAGCCAUUGGUACAGCUGUGGCACUUGGUGUCAUAAUGAUUGGAACUAUGAUUGGAAAUGUAUUGGUAAUUCUUUCUGUGUUCACUUACAAACCCUUGAGGAAUGUGCAGAAUAUCUUCUUAGUUUCUCUGGCAGCUGCUGAUAUAGCUGUCUCGAUUUUCGUCAUGCCUUUCAAUGUAGCUUAUUCAAUUAUUGGAAAAUGGGUCUUUGGUCUGCAUAUGUGUGAACUCUGGCUGACAUGUGAUGUACUUUGCUGUACUGCCUCAAUUCUCAAUUUGUGUGCAAUAGCUUUGGAUCGGUACUGGGCCAUCCACGAUCCGAUCAACUACGCCCAAAAACGGACAUUAAAUCGUGUCCUUUGCAUGAUAUUUAGUGUCUGGGUAAUCAGCACUUUGAUAUCUGUACCGCCAUUAAUUGGCUGGAAUGACUGGCCUGAAGAGUUCACGUCCGACACCCCCUGCAAGUUGACGGAGGAAAGAGGUUACGUUAUAUAUUCAGCAAGUGGCUCUUUUUUCAUUCCCUUGAUCAUCAUGACAGUAGUAUAUAUCAAAAUAUUUCAAACAGCUAGAAACAGAAUCAGGGUCAAGGCAAAAGCAGCAGCAAAUAUCCUGAACAAGGACUCUAAGGGGGCAACAUCUCAAAUGGCACCUCUCAAGACGGUGUCUGCUGAUGUCUCAAGUCGUGAGAAUAAGAUUGAAGUUGCCAGCUUAAACUGCAACUCGUCUUCCAUAGAGAUGGAAGAGAAAUCUUCUACUCCACAAGAUUCUGGUACUAAAGAAAACCAAGAUGAAGUAUCGAAUGGCCCAAAAAAUGGAAAGCAAGACCAAGUCAACAAGGCAUCCACUGCUGUAUUGGUUACAGUACGAAGUUACAUGGAACAGAAAGAACGCAUUUGUUUGCAGAAGGAACGGAGGGCAGCUCAAGUUCUUGGCAUAGUCAUGGGCGUUUUUGUAUUAUGCUGGCUUCCAUUUUUCUUGAUGUAUGUUAUCCUACCAUUCUGCCCAAAUUGUUAUAUAUCGGAUGACAUGAUUAAUUUCAUCACCUGGUUAGGAUACAUGAAUUCUGCUCUGAAUCCAGUCAUUUAUACUGUCUUUAACACUGAUUUUCGGAGGUCUUUUCAAAGACUGCUAUGCGGCAGAAGAAGACGCUAAGAGAAACUUGCAUGUUUAUGAAAGGAGAAUUUCUCAAGAGUUCAUUCAGAAGAUACUCAAAUAAUAGUUACAGCAGAAACCGGUGUUUGUUGUUUAGAUCAUAAUUGUAAAAUGGUCUCAAAAGUUUUUGACUUUUGAACUACUUGUGUUCUUCUAUCUACAAUUAGUUGAUGGCGAAAUAUAUUCAAAAAUAUCUAUUUCUGAAUAAGAUUUAGCUGAACUUUAAGUUUUCAAAUACUUUCAAGAAUAAUUGUUUUAGAGUUUAUUCCUUAUUACAUAUAAGGUGUUUUAUGUUACAUAUAAGGUUUACACAAACGCGAGAUGGGUCGUGGGGCUUACAAACCAAAAUCAGUUUUAUGUAGUGUCAGAUGUCCAGAGUUAUGUGCAUGUUGUAGGCCAAUGUUUUAACUAAAGCGAAGGAGGUAAUAGAAAACCACCUUCGUUCAUGAAGGUUUAGCACGUUACUGCUUAUUGAAAUUUUUAAAAAGGCGAAAAGUAGUACAAAAUUUAUGAUGUAAAAUUAAACAUACUUAUAAAUUGAGACUUAUCAAGAAAUAAUUUUUCUAAUAGAAAUGCAAUAUUUUUCAAAAAUAAUAUAUAACAAAAGUUGUU
Molecule: messenger RNA, 2602 nt
Organism: Argiope bruennichi
Lineage: Eukaryota; Metazoa; Arthropoda; Arachnida; Araneae; Araneidae
Product: probable G-protein coupled receptor No18
Exons: 5
Coding region: 623-1990 (455 amino acids)
Biological process (GO): adenylate cyclase-activating adrenergic receptor signaling pathway
Cellular component (GO): membrane
Molecular function (GO): octopamine receptor activity
Source: RefSeq, a predicted model, not a curated record